Molecule: messenger RNA, 7533 nt
Organism: Arvicola amphibius (Eurasian water vole)
Lineage: Eukaryota; Metazoa; Chordata; Mammalia; Rodentia; Cricetidae
Gene: Unc79
Product: unc-79 homolog, NALCN channel complex subunit
Molecular function (GO): protein binding
Source: RefSeq, a predicted model, not a curated record
ACUUUGCCCUACACGAUGAUUUCAACGCUAGCUACCUUUCCUCCAUUUCUUCACAAGGAUAUUAUUGAAUACCUUAGCACAUCUUUUCUACCAAUGGCCAUAUUGGGCUCCUCCAGGAAAGAAGGCGUCCCAGCUCAUGUGAACCUCUCUGCGUCCGCCAUGCUAAUGAUUGCAAUGCAGUACACAUCUAACCCAGUGUAUCAUUGUCAAUUAUUGGAAUGCCUCAUGAAAUAUAAGCAAGAAGUCUGGAAAGACCUUUUGUAUGUGAUUGCCUACGGGCCUUCACAGGUGAAACCCCCAGCGGUGCAGAUGCUUUUCCACUACUGGCCCAACCUAAAGCCUCCUGGGGCAAUAAGCGAGUACAGGGGGCUGCAGUACACAGCUUGGAAUCCCAUCCACUGCCAGCACAUCGAAUGCCACAAUGCAAUUAACAAGCCGGCUGUGAAGAUGUGUAUAGACCCUUCCUUAUCAGUGGCUUUGGGCGAUAAGCCGCCUCCACUGUACCUCUGCGAAGAAUGCAGUGAGAGGAUCGCAGGGGACCACAGCGAGUGGCUGAUUGAUGUUCUCCUGCCACAAGCUGAAAUAUCUGCUAUAUGUCAAAAAAAGAACUGCAGCUCCCAUGUCAGAAGGGCAGUCGUCACCUGCUUUUCCGCAGGGUGCUGCGGUCGUCACGGAAACAGGCCGGUUAGGUACUGCAAAAGAUGCCACUCCAAUCACCACAAUAACGAGGUGGGGGCCGCCUCGGAGACGCACCUCUACCAGACCUCCCCACCCCCCAUCAACACUCGGGAGUGUGGGGCAGAGGAGCUGGUCUGCGCUGUGGAGGCUGUGAUCAGUUUGUUGAAAGAAGCAGAGUUCCACGCCGAGCAGAGGGAGCACGAGUUGAACCGGCGGCGGCAGCUGGGUCUCUCCUCCUCCCACCACUCCCUGGACAACGCUGACUUCGAUAACAAGGACGAUGACAAGCACGACCAGAGGCUGCUCAGUCAAUUCGGGAUAUGGUUCUUAGUGAGCCUCUGCACACCCAGUGAGAACACGCCCACAGAGAGCCUGGCCCGGCUGGUGGCCAUGGUAUUUCAGUGGUUCCAUUCCACUGCGUACAUGAUGGAUGAUGAAGUUGGAAGCUUAGUGGAAAAGCUAAAGCCCCAGUUUGUUACCAAGUGGCUGAAGACAGUAUGUGAUGUCCGCUUUGAUGUCAUGGUCAUGUGCCUUCUUCCCAAACCCAUGGAAUUCGCCAGGGUUGGCGGAUACUGGGACAAGUCCUGUAGCACCGUGACUCAGUUAAAGGAAGGUCUCAACAGGAUUCUCUGCCUGAUCCCCUACAAUGUGAUCAGCCAGUCUGUGUGGGAGUGCAUUAUGCCAGAAUGGCUGGAGGCCAUCCGGACGGAAGUCCCUGACAACCAGUUAAAGGAAUUCAGGGAAGUAUUAAGCAAAAUGUUUGACAUAGAGCUGUGUCCUCUGCCAUUUUCCAUGGAAGAGAUGUUUGGUUUUAUCAGCUGCCGGUUUACAGGAUACCCUUCCACGGUGCAGGAGCAAGCCCUACUCUGGCUUCACGUAUUAUCGGAGUUAGACAUCACGGUUCCGCUUCAGCUCUUGAUAAGUAUGUUUUCUGAUGGUGUUAAUUCUGUUAAAGAGUUGGCAAAUCAAAAAAAAUCAAGAACCAAUGAGCUGUCAGGGAACGCCGCAGCACGAAGGGUGAGUGUCGCUCCUCUUGAUCCUGGUCGGCGAGUCCAGCACAAUAUGUUGAGUCCGUUCCAUAGCCCGCAGAGUCCAUUCCGGAGCCUGCGUAGUCCAUUUCGGAGCCCUUUCAAGAAUUUUGGGCCAGGAGGAAGGACUAUUGAUUUUGACUGUGAAGAUGAUGACAUGAAUCUAAAUUGUUUCAUCCUCAUGUUUGAUCUUCUCCUAAAGCAGAUGGAGUUACAAGAUGAUGGCAUCACGAUGGGUUUGGAGCACAGUUUGUCAAAGGACAUUAUUUCUAUCAUCAACAAUGUCUUCCAGGCCCCCUGGGGGGGCUCCCACAGCUGCCAGAAGGACAAAAAGGCCAAGGAGUGCAACUUAUGCCAGUCUAGUAUCCUCUGCUACCAGCUUGCUUGUGAACUCUUGGAGAGGCUAGCUCCCAAAGACGAAAGCCGGCUGGUGGAGCCCACAGACAGCCUUGAAGAUAGCCUCCUUUCUUCCACAGAGUUCAUUAUAGGGCAUGAGGGAGAGGAGGAGGAGAACCCAGCAGCCAAGCAUGGAGAGAAUCCAGGCACCCAUACGGCGCCCUCAGAAAAUGCUGCAAUAAAGAACGACACGGAAAGAAAAUUUUGCUACCAACAGCUUCCAGUAACGCUGAGACUAAUAUAUACCAUUUUCCAGGAAAUGGCUAAGUUUGAAGAGCCAGACAUUCUUUUUAAUAUGCUCAGUUGCUUAAAGAUUCUCUGUCUGCACGGAGAAUGUUUAUACUCUGCGAGGAAAGACCAUCCUCAGUUUUUAGCCUACAUCCAGGACCACAUGUUGAUCGCAAGCCUGUGGAGAGUCGUCAAGUCUGAGUUCUCUCAGCUGUCCUCAUUGGCAGUCCCUCUCCUUCUUCACGCUCUGUCACUUCCUCAUGGUGCUGACAUAUUCUGGACAAUCAUAAACGGCAACUUCAACAGCAAAGACUGGAAGAUGAGGUUUGAAGCAGUGGAAAAAGUAGCUGUCAUUUGUAGGUUUUUGGAUAUUCACUCAGUGACCAAAAACCACCUGCUGAAGUACUCACUGGCACACGCCUUCUGCUGCUUCCUGACAGCUGUGGAGGAUGUCAACCCUGCAGUUGCCACCAGAGCAGGUCUCCUGCUUGAUACCAUAAAGAGGCCAGCACUGCAGGGUCUCUGUCUCUGCCUUGACUUCCAGUUUGACACUGUGGUUAAAGACCGCCCCACCAUCCUGAGCAAGCUUUUACUCUUGCAUUUCCUUAAGCAAGAUAUCCCUGCUUUGAGCUGGGAGUUCUUUGUCAACAGAUUCGAGACACUUUCUUUAGAAGCUCAGCUGCAUUUGGAUUGUAACAAAGAAUUUCCUUUUCCUACAACCAUCACCGCUGUGAGAACCAACGUUGCCAACCUCAGCGAUGCCGCGUUGUGGAAAAUCAAGAGGGCGCGCUUUGCAAGAAACCGGCAGAAGAGUGUACGGUCUCUGAGGGACAGCGUGAAGGGGCCCACAGAAUCCAAGAGGGCGCUCUCCCUCCCUGAAACCCUGACCUCCAAAAUCCGACAACAGUCUCCUGAGAAUGACAACACCAUCAAGGACUUGCUCCCAGAAGAUGCUGGAAUCGACCACCAGACAGUCCACCAGCUGAUUACAGUGCUCAUGAAGUUCAUGGCCAAGGACGAGAGCAGCGCGGAGUCAGACAUCAGCAGUGCCAAGGCCUUCAACACCGUCAAGAGGCACCUCUACGUCUUACUUGGCUACGACCAACAGGAAGGCUGCUUCAUGAUUGCACCCCAAAAAAUGCGCCUGUCAACAUGCUUUAAUGCAUUUAUUGCAGGCAUUGCCCAAGUUAUGGACUAUAACAUUAACUUGGGCAAACACCUUCUCCCCCUCGUGGUCCAGGUGCUCAAAUACUGCUCUUGUCCUCAACUACGGCAUUAUUUCCAACAGCCACCUCGCUGCUCCCUCUGGUCCUUAAAGCCUCACAUCAGGCAGAUGUGGUUGAAGGCCUUGCUCGUCAUCCUUUACAAGUAUCCAUACCGAGACUGUGAUGUCAGCAAGAUCCUUCUGCACCUGAUUCACAUAACAGUCAAUACACUCAAUGCGCAAUACCAUAGCUGCAAGCCCCAUGCCACGGCAGGACCUUUGUACAGUGACAACAGCAACAUAAGCAGAUACAGCGAGAAAGAAAAAGAAGAAGAUAGUGUUUUUGAUGAAUCUGAUAUUCAUGAUACACCUACUGGACCCUGCAAUAAAGAGUCUCAAACUUUUUUUGCAAGAUUGAAAAGGAUAGGCGGCAGCAAAAUGGUGAAAUACCAGCCGGUUGAAAUGAAUGUUCAGAGAAGUGAAAUAGAACUGGCCGAAUAUAGAGAAACGGGUGCGUUACAAGACAGCGUUCUGCACUGUGUGAGAGAAGAAAGCAUUCAGAAAAAAAAGCUGCGCUCUUUUAAACAAAAAUCUCUUGAUAUAGGGAAUGCAGACUCCCUCUUGUUUACAUUAGAUGAGCAUCGUAGGAAGUCCUGCAUAGAUCGCUGUGACAUAGAUAAGCCUCCCGCCCAAGCUGCCCAUACCGCACAACGGCAAAAUGACCACCAUGGACGCUCUAGACAGAAUUCUGCUACGAGGCCGGAGAGUACUGAAAUCCCCAAGAAUCCCGCAACUGAAGGUUUUCAAGAAACACGAAGGCCCGUGAUACCAGAAGUUAGGUUGAACUGUAUGGAGACGUUCGAAGUGAGAGUUGACUCCCCGGGAAAGCCCGCUCCUAAAGAGGAUUUCGAUCUCAUAGAUUUGUCCUCAGAUUCAACGUCUGGGCCAGAGAAACACUCUAUACUCUCAACAUCUGACAGUGACUCUCUUGUAUUUGAGCCUCUCCCUCCUCUCAGAAUAGUAGAAAGUGAUGAAGAAGACGAGAUGACGAACCAGGGGAAUGAUGGUCCCUUGGGUAAAAAUGCUGCCUCCUCACCCUCCAUCCCCAGCCAGCCCUCUGUCCUCAGCUUAAGCACAACUCCUCUGGUGCAGGUCAGUGUCGAGGACUGUUCCAAAGACUUUUCCUCUAAGGACUCAGGAAAUCACCAGUCAGAGAGCAAUGAGGACUCGACCAUCACAGCUCUGGACGAGCUCACUGACUCUGAAGAGCUGUCAAAGUCACAGGAGCUGAGAGAGUUUGCCUCUGGCAGUCCGCUAACGCUAAAGCAGAAGCGAGACCACCUCCAGAAGUCACCUGCGGUCCCCGAGAUGUCAGUGGACUACAACCCUGACCUUGGCACGGCCGGAGAGAAGGCAGGCCAGACACCAACGUCAGGGGCCAAAACUGUGCUCCUCAAAGUUCCUGAAGAUGCUGAGAGUCCAAUAGAAAGCGAGAAGCCCAACUCGAGCACUGAGUCCGAUACAGAACAGAACCCUGAAAGGAAGGCAGAGGAGGAUGGGGCUGAGGAAUCAGAGUUUAAGAUUCAGAUCGUCCCCAGACAGAGGAAACAAAGGAAGAUUGCCGUCAGUGCUAUCCAGAGAGAGUACCUCGACAUCUCCUUCAACAUUCUAGACAAACUGGGUGACCAGAAGGACCCAGAUCCGUCUGCUAAAGGACUUUCAACAUUGGAAAUGCCACGGGAAUCUUCAUCUGCCCCUACAUUAGAAGCAGGUGCCCCUGAAACAGGCAGCCACUCGUCAAUAUCAACUCAGUAUAGGCAGAUGAAAAGGGGAUCUCUGGGAGUUGUGACAAUGAGCCAGUUAAUGAAGCGACAGCUGGAGCAUCAGUCUAGCGCUCCCCAUAACAUCAGCAACUGGGACACUGAACAGGUACAGCCCGGGAAACGCCAGUGUAACGUGCCAAUGUGCCUAAACCCCGACCUGGAGGGACAGCCGCUGAGAACAAGAGGCGCCACUAAAUCUAGCCUGCUGUCAGCACCAAGCAUAGCCAGUAUGUUCGUGCCUGCACCCGAGGAAUUCACGGAUGAACAGCCGACGGUGAUGACGGACAAAUGCCAUGACUGUGGGGCCGUGCUCGAAGAGUACGAUGAAGAAACCCUGGGACUGGCCAUCGUGGUCCUCUCCACAUUCAUCCACCUGAGCCCGGACCUGGCGGCCCCGCUGUUGCUGGAUAUCAUGCAGUCUGUGGGAAGGCUCGCAUCCAGCACGACCUUUUCUAAUCAAGCAGAAAGCAUGAUGGUUCCCGGCAAUGCAGCAGGGGUGGCCAAGCAGUUCCUUCGCUGUAUCUUCCAUCAGCUGGCACCCAAUGGCAUCUUCCCCCAGCUGUUCCAGAGUGCCAUCAAAGAUGGAACGUUUUUACGGACCUUAGCCACAUCACUCAUGGACUUCAAUGAGCUGAGCUCAAUUGCUGCCCUCAGUCAACUCUUGGAGGGUCUAAAUAACAAAAAGAAUUUACCAGCAGGGGGUGCUAUGAUCCGCUGUUUGGAAAACAUUGCCACGUUCAUGGAAGCUCUGCCCAUGGAUUCUCCUAGUAGUCUCUGGACCACAAUCAGCAACCAGUUUCAGACAUUUUUUGCCAAGCUGCCUUGUGUUUUACCUCUGAAGUGUUCUUUGGAUUCCAGUCUGAGAAUCAUGAUUUGCCUUUUGAAGAUACCUUCUACCAAUGCCACGAGGAGUUUGUUGGAACCAUUUUCCAAGUUACUCAGCUUCGUCAUUCAGAAUGCAGUCUUCACUCUGGCCUACCUGGUGGAGCUGUGUGGCUUGUGCUAUCGAGCGUUCACUAAGGAACGGGAUAAAUUCUACUUGUCUCGGAGUGUUGUUCUGGAACUUCUCCAGGCCCUGAAGUUCAAGUCUCCAUUGCCAGAUACAAACCUUCUGCUUCUUGUCCAGUUUAUUUGUGCAGAUGCUGGAACCAAGCUAGCUGAGUCCACCAUUCUGAGCAAGCAGAUGAUCGCCUCCAUGCCUGGGUGUGGGACGGCAGCGAUGGAUUGCAUACGGCAGUACGUCAGCGAAGUGCUUGACUUCAUGGCAGACAUGCACACCCUAACCAAGCUCAAGAGCCACAUGAAGACAUGCUCCCAGCCUCUGCAUGAGGACACCUUCGGUGGCCAUCUCAAAGUUGGCCUGGCUCAGAUUGCAGCUAUGGAAAUCUCCCGGGGCAACCACAGAGAUAACAAGGCUGUGGUCCGCUACCUGCCUUGGCUCUACCACCCUCCUUCCGCCAUGCAGCAAGGACCUAAAGAAUUCAUUGAGUGUGUCUCCCACAUCCGGCUGCUGUCCUGGCUGCUCCUGGGGUCCCUCACCCAUAAUGCGGUCUGUCCCAAUGCCUCCUCCCCCUGCCUUCCAAUACCUCUGGACGCAGGUUCCCACAUCGCAGACCACCUUAUUGUUAUCCUAAUUGGAUUUCCAGAGCAAUCAAAGACCUGUGUGCUCCACAUGUGCUCCCUCUUCCAUGCUUUCAUCUUUGCUCAGCUCUGGACGGUGUACUGCGAACAGAGUGCCGUGGCUACAAACGUCCAGAAUCAGAAUGAGUUCAGCUUCACAGCAAUACUAACAGCACUGGAAUUUUGGAGUAGGGUGACACCCAGCAUCCUUCAGCUGAUGGCCCACAACAAAGUGAUGGUAGAAAUGGUGUGUCUCCAUGUGAUUAGCUUAAUGGAGGCAUUGCAAGAAUGCAAUUCAACCAUUUUUGUCAAGCUGAUCCCUAUGUGGUUGCCAAUGAUUCAGUCAAACACCAAGCACUUAUCCGCCGGCCUCCAGCUUCGUCUCCAGGCCAUCCAGAACAACGUGAACCACCACAGCCUAAGGACGCUGCCCGGCUCGGGCCAGAGCAGUGCUAGCCUAGCUGCCCUCCGCAAAUGGCUGCAGUGCACCCAGUUCAAGAUGGCCCAGGUGGAGAUCCAGUCCUCGGAAGCAGCCUCUCAAUUCUAUCCUCUCUGA